GGGUGACAUUGAUUCACAAUCGCUUAUGCUUCCUAACUGGACAGAUUGAAAGCCCUUAAGUUCAAACCUCUUCGAUGUGAAUGGACUAAAAGGAUUUCAACCACAACAGUCCUCCCAACACAACUGAACUAUACUGACUGUCUGUUAAACCGUUGCAUGCAAAAGCCGGUCAAGCUCCCCUCAUCCCUCCAAAAACAAAUAAAAUAAUACAGCACAUUGAAAAAGUAUGGUAAUAACUGUGGUUUAGGAGUUGUUUCUGUUUUUCAGGGAGGGGGUGUUUCCAUUGUAAAAUACAGGGCCCUGGUGAAACAAAAUCCUCAGCAACUAUUUAAAUGAUUCAGAGGUAUUCUGUACACACAAUGAUCCCAAUUAGUCCUGUAAUAGGUUAUGUGUAAUAACAACAUGGUAGAGUUCUAUGCUAGUGAGUAACACCAAAGAUUGAAAGACAAUACUCUCAGCUUUCAGCAGACCCCCUGGAUACCCAGAUAGGGCCUACCGUUCUCAUGUAAGACUACAUUUAAUUAAGAAACAGAUGUGUACCCCACAUAUGGGGUACUUAUAUUCAGGGACUUGGUUAAUUUACUUGGUUUUAUACUGUGACGAUUAUGUUUUCUUUUAAUAUUUUUUAGCACUGUGUUGUUAUUCAUUGAUACUAACGUUCAGCCGUGUUGGUUUGACAGCUAUGGCAUCUGUGUGAGAUCCUAUUUAAAGCGAUUGUUUUAAAGGGCUGUGUUUAGGACUUUUUUAUUGUAAUACAACAAACAUUUUGUAAUAUAUCUGCACUAAUAAUGGAAUGUGUGUUUCACAACAUUUAUUCAACAGAAAUAAUUAAGGAGUACAAAAGGGCAUCUUGAAACAUACAAUAGGACAUCCUGAAACAUCUAUUUGUUGAAUAGAAAAGCUUGAGCCUCCUUCACCUCUACUGAAAACACUAAGACGUCUCUCCAGAGCAGAUCACCAUUUUGUAACAACAGACCCAUUAAUUGUAACACAAUGCAACAAAACUCCACAUGAACUACCGCCUACACUAGCAUUUGAACACUAUUGACACCUUUAUUGAUUUGCUAAUUACACAACUCUCUGCUGACCACCAAGUUUACAUUAUCUUGUGCAACAAACGACAAAGUGAGCUGUAUACAAAGGGAUUGUUCUGGUUCAUGUUUUCUGUGAAUCCCUAUCAUAUCCUUUUUGGUCUUCCCUGUUCACAUUUGAGUUCAUAAUUUCAUUCUCUUCAGCUGUGUUGUGCCCCACCUGUUACAGUUCCCAUUGUAAUCUGUGUAUUUAGUUCAGCUCCUCCUCAGUCCUUGUGGAUCCAUAUCAUGGUUGAUGUUUUCGUCUGGCGUUUUCGCAUUUGUUAUUCAGCAUGUCUGUACAGCAUGUCCUGUAUAUUUCCAGUGUACUGUGUUUUUUUUUUUUCUAGGUUGCAUUAAACCCUCUUCAGUUGCUCCUGCAUUUACUACUGCCUCCCAUCCUUCAAAUCUUACAGAUUGAAACUCAGCUGAGGAAUAAUACAGAACCACACUUUUUGGAAAGUUCCAGAACAAAGGACAUUUAAGAAUGAGAGUUUUUUCUGUAGUGUUUCUACUGUUGGCACCAGGCUGCUUGCUGUCAGUCUCUUUGGGAGACAACCAGGAACAGAAAGCAUGCUGCUUAUCUGACCCUGGUUGCCUGAUGAAAGAACUGGUAUCUAUUGGAGAGAAACUAGGAACCAUGUUGGAGAAACAAGGAACUAUGGGGGAUAACCUGAGACUCAUGGAGACCAGGUUACAAACCAGUGAGAAGGAAGUGGAGGAGCUGAAGAGAUUAACUGGAGGCCAGCCUAAAGUGGCCUUUUCUGCUGCCCUCCGACCGUCAGGCUCUGGGGAAACUGGACCUUUCAACGCUGACACUGCUCUUCAGUACAAGAAGGUCUUCUCAAACACCGGCAACUGUUACAACUCGGCCACAGGAGUCUUCACAGCCCAGGUCAAAGGGAUGUACUAUUUCCGUUUCACCCUGAGGAACAACUGGCAAUCUGCUCCUAAUUCUGUGGCGUGGCUGUCCAAGAACGACCAGAGGCUGGUGUCUGUCUGGGACAAUGACGGGUCUGAUUUAAAUGACAGUGGCAGCAAUGCAGUGGUCAUUCCCCUGGAGGUGGGAGAUCAGGUCUAUGUGGUGUUGCAGGCUAAAAGGCUGAUCUAUGAUGACCCCAUGAACUACAACACAUUCAGUGGCUUCCUGCUCUUCACCAUGUAAACAUGGAACACAGUUUUACUACUAACAGUCUAGCAGUUACAUUCAUAUAAUUCAGCAGACAAUCUAGUCUUCUAUGCUUCAUAGCAAACAAUGUGGCAAUAAUGCAAAUAAAAUAUACAGCGGA
This is a messenger RNA of Esox lucius (northern pike), 2359 nucleotides long. Its product is annotated as complement C1q-like protein 2. Gene Ontology annotation, molecular function: protein binding. NCBI's taxonomy places the organism in Eukaryota, Metazoa, Chordata, Actinopteri, Esociformes, Esocidae. The record is from RefSeq and is a predicted model, not a curated record. Bases 1558 to 2235 code for a protein of 225 amino acids. The transcript is spliced from 3 exons.